Molecule: messenger RNA, 2058 nt
Organism: Podospora anserina S mat+
Lineage: Eukaryota; Fungi; Ascomycota; Sordariomycetes; Sordariales; Podosporaceae
Exons: 6
Coding region: 1-2058 (685 amino acids)
Biological process (GO): protein phosphorylation
Cellular component (GO): nucleus
Molecular function (GO): protein kinase activity; ATP binding
Source: RefSeq, a predicted model, not a curated record
AUGUCGACUCCGACUACUGCAACUGCGACGCUCCCUCCCUACAGUCACAGUCACUUUCACUACCCACACCACCACCAGCAGCAUAAAUCGUUCCCACAACCAAAUACCUCUGCCUACCGCUCUACGAACCCGGUGCUUCCUCCUGCCUCCCGUCUCGUUUAUCCCUCUACCUCCGGCUACAACACUCACCCGGCGACACACGCCGCGUCAAAUGGAGCGAGUCUGAUGCCCCUGGAGCCAUCGAGACACCACCCACACGACUCGGCCGACUUGGCCUCCCAUCGCUCGGAAUCGCUCUACUCAACCAUGCCGGCAAACUCGCAGUCAAGCCGAACCCAAGUGGUGACCAACCCGCCGCCGUCGUCGUCAAAAAAGAGACAGAGAGAUGUCGAUUGGAAUGAUUUCUACAAAAAUGGCCUGCCGACCGAAAUCAUCGUCAUUGAUGACUCCCCCGAGCCCGAGGAGCCGGCAACGUCCAAGAACCUGACCAACGGACAUUCCUAUGCCAGCGGCCCGACCGAUGCUUCGGUCGCCCCUCCGGCCAAGAGGAGGAGAAAAGAGACUGAUGCGGCGCCUUACGACCCUGUUCACCAUAUCGCAUCACACACCCACACUCCUCGCCAGUAUGGGUCGCCAAGCAAAUCGACAACGUCAAGUGGCCGUACCAACUCUGCCAAUCAUACCACGGCCGCUACCUCACUUGGCUCACUUUCAUCAAACGGUCAGUAUGACCACGAGUUGCAGCAGGCGAGCCAGGGCCAGAAGCGGAAAAGAACCCGGGCGCAGACGAACAGCGAGGCGAAGCGUCGCGAGGCUCUGGUCACAGAUGCUUUUGCCAGCUACAUUCCUCCUCGGCAGCCCAUCAAGAAGUCCCGAGAUGUCCCGGUCCAGAUCAUCACUGAUACCUCGCGGGUCGACGAUGACGAAGGUCACUACAUUGUUGUGCCGGACAAUCCCUUGACUGAGCGAUGUAAGUUGUUGCUCAAUUAUGAUGAACGCCUCGGCAUCCUGUUGACGCGAAUCUGGAACAGAUCAGAUGGUCAAGCUGCUUGGACAAGGCACGUUCGGCAAAGUCGUCCAAGCCAAGGACAGGCAGCGUCCAGGGAAGUUGGUCGCCAUCAAGAUCAUUCGCUCGGUGCAAAAGUACCGCGAAGCCAGUGCAUUCACCUCCGAGACUGCUUCGAUUACCGCGGCCACAUUUGCAUCGUUAUGGACCUGUUGGGUCAGAGCGUGUUCGACUUUCUUAAGAGCAAUAAUUUCGUCCCCUUUCCCAACAGCCAGAUUCAGAGCUUCGCCCUCUUGCAUGAUCUCAACUUGAUCCACACGGAUUUGAAGCCCGAGAAUAUCUUGCUUUGUCAUAACGAGUACCAGACGUUCACGUACAACCGCAAGAUUCCAUCCUCGAGCAGCAAUGUUGCCCGCCAGGCCACACAAAGAAGAGUAUUGUUGGACACCGAGAUCCGGUUGAUUGACUUUGGGUCUGCAACAUUUCAGGACGAAUAUCACUCGUCCGUUGUGUCAACUCGGCAUUACCGUGCACCCGAAAUCAUUCUUGGUCUUGGCUGGUCUUUCCCCUGCGACAUUUGGAGCAUUGGAUGCAUUCUCGUCGAGUUCUUCACCGGAGAUGCCCUUUUCCAGACACACGAUAACCUCGAGCAUCUGGCCAUGAUGCAGGCGGUGGUGGACGCCAAUAUCGACACUCACCUUGUCCAGUCUGUAAACCGCCAGCCACGCAAUGGCACCAACCCAGCAUCCAGGUACUUUAAGCGGAACAAGCUUGAUUACCCGACAGCAGAUACCACAAGACAGUCGAAGAGAUUUGUCAGAGCAAUGAAGACACUUCCGGAGAUCAUUCCGCCGAACAACAAGUUCCUGAAAGAGUUCUUGGCCCUUUUACAAAAGAUCUUUGUCUAUGACCCUGCCAAACGGAUAACGGCCAAGGAGGCUCUGAGCCAUCCCUGGUUCCAGGAACACGCUUACCCCGACGACGGAACCGAAGCUGCUCGCAUUCGCGCCGAAAAGCAGAGACUCAACGAACUGUCGGCCAUUGCGCCAUGA